AUGUCAUUAGAUAUUUUGCAGCAAGAAAGGCAUCGUUCUGGAAAUCACGAUUUAGCUGUCACUCCAUAUAUUUUGAAUAAAACUUUAAUAUUAAUAGAAAAUGAUCUUCUGAAAAUAUCUGGAAAGAAGCUGUCUGAUUUUAACAUGGAAUCACCGUUACAAACUGAUGAUAAUGAUAAUAAUUUCCUUAGAGAUAGGGCUUAUAUUGCAGAAACUUCUUAUGAUUAUGAUAUACUUUCAAAUUACAUCCAGGAGAAUGAGCCGAAGUUAACAAACGAUCAGCAAGUUGUUUAUAAUACUAUUUUACAAAGCGUAUUGCAAGAUAAUGGAGAAUUAUUUUUUUUUGAUGCUCCUGGUGGAUCUGGCAAGACCUUCAUGCUGAAUCUCUUGCUUGCAAAGCUACGUGUAGAGAGAAUAAUUUCAUUAGCAGUCGCUUCUUCCGGGAUAGCAGCAACAUUAUUACAAAAUGGCAAGACAGCACAUUCCGCUUUCAAAUUACCUUUGGAUCUUCAGACUAACGAACGCCCAGUUUGUAGUGUGAAGAAACAAAGUUCUUUGGGUAAAUUAUUAAGGGAGACACGUUUUAUUGUUUGGGAUGAAUCAACAAUGGCGAAUAAAGGUGGUCCUGAGGCACUUGAUAGAACGCUGAGGGAUUUUAAAAAUAAUGAUCGCCCAAUGGGCGGAGUUGUUAUUCUUUUUGCUGGUGACUUUAGACAAAUAUUGCCAGUUGUGCCUAAAGGCACUAAAAGUGAUGAAAUCAACGCCUGUCUAAAAUCAUCUUAUCUUUGGUCUUACAUAACAUCUUUGAGAUUAACAACCAAUAUGCGUGUACACCUUGGUGGUGAUAAUAAUGCCGAGCUCUUCUCACAACAUCUUUUGAAAAUUAGUAACGGAACUUUUCAGAAUGAUAAGGAUAGCAUAAUACAAAUAAAUUCUACAUUUGCAAUUUCGGUUCUUGAUCAAAAUAACUUAAUCAACAAAGUUUAUCCUGAAAUUUCUCAUCUUUCCAAUAAAUCCAAUGAAUGGCUCCGUGAACGUGCAAUUUUGGCCCCUAAAAACGACAUCGUCAACAUCAUAAACGAAAAAGUUCUUUCCAUGUUCGAAGCUGAUAAAAAAACUAUAUUUCCAUAG
Molecule: messenger RNA, 1131 nt
Organism: Metopolophium dirhodum (rose-grain aphid)
Lineage: Eukaryota; Metazoa; Arthropoda; Insecta; Hemiptera; Aphididae
Product: ATP-dependent DNA helicase pif1-like
Exons: 1
Coding region: 1-1131 (376 amino acids)
Biological process (GO): telomere maintenance; DNA repair
Molecular function (GO): DNA helicase activity
Source: RefSeq, a predicted model, not a curated record